UCUCUCUCUCUCUCUCUCUAUAUGUACAUGUAUAUGUAUGGUGCCUGCAGAAGCAAAAAUCUGCGGAUGGCAUCGAGGAGUUGAGCUGCAGGGAAACGAUGAGAAACUUCAUCGUCCGAGUCUGCUUAGGAUGGUUGGCAGCAGCGAUUCUGGUGAAUGGUCAGCCAGGAUUCGUGAGCAUCGACUGUGGUAUCACUCGUGGCUAUACCGACUCCGAAACUGGAAUACUGUACCAAGUCGAUGAAGGAUACAUCGACACGGGUAGAAACGUCAGAAUCGCUGAAACGUACUUCCAGAAUCGUAAACAGGUGCAGACGUGGUUCACCGUUCGAAGCUUUCCCGACGGAACUCGCAACUGCUACACCUUUCCCGGGUUGAAGGAAGGGGACAGGUAUCUCUUAAGGGCCUCCUUCGUUCACGGCAACUACGACGACCAAGCCUUCGGGGACUCCGUCGCCCCACCGCUGCUAUUCGAUCUCUAUGUCGGUGUCAACCUCUGGCAAACCAUCAACAUCACCGAGGUGUUCACACUUUACGAGGCCGAGAUUAUUACUGCCGCCCCGUCCGACUCCCUGUCGAUAUGCCUGGCCAACAUUGGUUCGGGAACGCCGUUCAUAUCUUUGCUGGAGUUGAGGCAUAUCGACAACCACCUGGCGUACCAGGACGCGAAUCAAUCCGCUGCACUACUCUUCUACAGUCGCUACAACUUGGGAUCCCUCACCAACGACACCGUCAGGUAUCCAGAAGAUAAAUAUGAUAGGACAUGGGAUCCUUGCAACAGUUAUAUUAUUGGUUGUGAAACAUGGAAUUUUACAAGCAGUACUUUCGGCAUCAAGACCACUAGUGGUGAUGCUUAUGAGGUCCCAGGCGUGGUCAUGGGGACUGCAACUGUUGCUGCAGAUAAUUUUACAUUGCAAUAUUUCUUGUACUAUGGCCUCAAUUCGAGUGUUCAAACAACAUUCUAUAUCUAUUUGCACUUUGCUGAUUUCGACUUUUUAAGUGGGAAUGGAAGUAGAAUUUUUCAGGUGAGAGCAGACGGGGAACCCGAUAGUGACAACAUCAGUCCUGCAUAUCUACUGGCAACUCAUGUCCAUUUCAUCCAUCAGCUGGCGUACCCAGGUUUAGAAGGUUAUUUUAAUCUGACAAGGGUGGCCGGUUCCACCCUUCCCCCCAUCCUCAAUGCUGCUGAGGUUUACAUUCCUAUUAAUCUUUCAGUUUUGGCAACAGAUGCAGCCGAUGCUGAUGCUAUGAUGGGGAUAAAGAAAUUAUAUCAGAUGAAGAUAUGGCAGGGUGAUCCUUGUGCUCCGCAGCAAUUCAUUUGGAGUGGAGUAAAUUGCACCUACUCAAGCUCUGGUACCCCAAGAGUCACCUCAUUAAACCUCUCUUAUCAUGGGUUGAAUGGUGCUAUACCAAAUACUUUUGCUAAUCUGAAGGCCCUUAACUAUUUGUAAGUUUCUAAAUUUAUCGUCGGAGGCUGCUGGCUAGCAACAUCAUGCAGAGAACUUGAGAACAAUUUGUAGAUGUUGCAUGAAAUUGACUUGUUACCCUUUUACA
This is a messenger RNA of Musa acuminata AAA Group (dessert banana), 1554 nucleotides long. Its product is annotated as probable LRR receptor-like serine/threonine-protein kinase At1g05700. The coding region runs from base 99 to 1451 and encodes 450 amino acids. The transcript has 5 exons. NCBI's taxonomy places the organism in Eukaryota, Viridiplantae, Streptophyta, Magnoliopsida, Zingiberales, Musaceae. The record is from RefSeq and is a predicted model, not a curated record.